This is a messenger RNA of Seriola dumerili (greater amberjack), 5444 nucleotides long. Its product is annotated as electrogenic sodium bicarbonate cotransporter 1-like. Gene Ontology annotation, molecular function: monoatomic anion transmembrane transporter activity; solute:inorganic anion antiporter activity; sodium:bicarbonate symporter activity. Gene Ontology annotation, biological process: bicarbonate transport; monoatomic anion transport; transmembrane transport. Gene Ontology annotation, cellular component: basolateral plasma membrane; plasma membrane. The record is from RefSeq and is a predicted model, not a curated record. Bases 396 to 3620 code for a protein of 1074 amino acids. The transcript is spliced from 26 exons. NCBI's taxonomy places the organism in Eukaryota, Metazoa, Chordata, Actinopteri, Carangiformes, Carangidae.
AACUUUCUGACCUCCACCCCCCUGGUGGCGUCACGCAGGAGGAGGGAUGACACUUUAAAUAUGGAAAAAGACACGCUGCGCCUCACAGAGUCUCUCCACACGCUUCCAGCCAGACACCAAACGAGCCUUUUCUCCAAGAUGUCAUCUGGGCACGACCUGAACAAGUCCAGCACGAUAUGAAGAUUGUGUCUUCUGCGUUAGAUUUGAUUUGUAGAGUCGAAGAAAUCAUUCCGGCGAGAUAGCUCCAGCUCCUGGACUUUCUUUCUCUACUUUUUAUCCACUGGAAAAGCGCGACAGCUAGAGUAGGUGAAGAUCUCCCAAACACCGACCACGAGAGUGAAAAAAGAUCUGCUGGACGCCACGCUGAUCAUCUUCAGAGGCGAACGUUUGCCACCAUGAGUUCCGACAAGAGCAAAAUGGAGGAUGAAGCGGUGUUGGACAGAGGAGCGUCCUUUGUCAAACACGUCUGCGAUGAGGAGGAAGUAGAAGGUCACCACACUGUGUACAUUGGCGUGCACGUUCCCAAGAGCUACCACCGGAGGAGACGCCACAGACGCAAGUCUAGCCACAAGGAGAAGCGGGAACGAGCCGAACACAGCACGGAAGGAUACAAGUCGGACGGCGAGAACGCAGAUGAGUCGACCGCGAACGUCCUCAAACCUCUCAUUUCUCCAGCUGAGAGGAUCAGGUUUAUCCUGGGAGAGGAGGACGAUGGCCCCCCGCCGCCUCAGCUCUUCACCGAGCUGGACGAGCUCCUGUCCGUGGACGGGCAGGAGAUGGAGUGGAAGGAGACAGCCAGAUGGAUCAAGUUUGAGGAGAAGGUGGAGAAGGGUGGCGAGCGCUGGAGUAAGCCUCAUGUGGCCACGCUGUCCUUACACAGCUUGAUGGAACUCAAAACGUGCAUCGAGAAGGGCACGAUCAUGCUGGACCUGGAGGCCACCACGCUGCCGCAGGUUGUCGAGAUGAUCACCGACAGCCAGAUCGAGACUGGUCAGUUGAGGGCGGACCUGAAGGAGAAGGUCGUGUACACGCUGCUACGGAAGCAUCGCCACCAGACCAAGAAGUCCAACUUGCGCUCUCUUGCAGACAUCGGCAAGAGUGUUUCCAGUGCUAGUAGGCUGUUUUCCAACCAGGAGAACGGUAGCCCAACCACUACCCAUCGAAACCUCACCUCCAACAGCCUGAGCGACUUCUCUGACAAGCCAGAGAAGGAUCAGCUGAAGAAUAAGUUCAUGAAAAAACUGCCCCGUGACGCGGAGGCAUCAAACGUGCUGGUCGGAGAGGUAGAUUUCCUGGAAACUCCCUUCGUGGCGUUUGUUCGUCUGCAGCAGGCCGUCAUGCUGGGGGCUCUAACUGAGGUCCCUGUGCCCACGAGAUUUCUCUUUGUGCUGCUGGGCCCCAAAGGCAAAGCAAAGUCCUAUCAUGAGAUUGGAAGAGCCAUCGCAACCCUGAUGUCAGAUGAGGUAUUCCAUGAUAUCGCCUACAAAGCGAAGGACAGGCAGGACCUGCUGGCUGGUAUCGAGGAGUUCCUGGACGAGGUCAUCGUCCUGCCUCCUGGCGAGUGGGACCCUGACAUCAGGAUAGAGCCACCCAAGUCUCUGCCCUCCUCGGACAAGAGGAAGAACAUGUACGCUGGAUUAGAGACUCCUCAGAUGAAUGGCGAUACUCCUCACGAUGCGGGACACGGUGGGGGAGGAGGUCACCAGGUCGGAGAGGAGCUUCAGCGCACGAGAAAGUUCUGCGGAGGUCUCAUCCUGGAUAUCAAGCGAAAGCUGCCGUUUUUUGCCAGUGACUUCUAUGACGCGCUACAUAUCCAGUCUCUGUCUGCCAUCUUGUUCAUCUACCUGGGCACAGUCACCAAUGCGAUCACAUUUGGGGGCUUGCUCGGAGAUGCUACGGACAACAUGCAGGGAGUGUUGGAAAGCUUCCUGGGUACAGCACUGACAGGAGCAGUGUUCUGUCUGCUGGCGGGUCAGCCCCUCACUAUUCUCAGCAGCACAGGCCCGGUGCUUGUCUUCGAAAGACUCCUCUUCCACUUCAGCAAAGACCACAACUUCGACUACCUUGAGUUCCGGCUGUGGAUCGGCCUGUGGUCGGCUUUAUUCUGUCUGGUGCUGGUCGCCACAGACGCCAGUUUCCUGGUGCAGUACUUCACGCGUUUCACCGAGGAAGGCUUCUCCGCCCUGAUCAGCUUCAUCUUCAUCUACGACGCUUUCAAAAAGAUGAUAAAGCUGGCCCACCACAACCCAAUCAACGCCGAAUACAACUCCAACCUCGUCACUCAGUACGACUGCCGGUGCAUGCCUGGCAACUCAUCAGAACUCCUUGAUCUCUCCACCUCGACAAACAGUACUGAUCUGCCAGCGAAUGCCACCUGGGCGUCCCUGGACAGGGCGCAGUGUCUGAAGUAUGGCGGCCAGCUGGUCGGAGAAGCCUGUGGCUACGUGCCUGACAUCACCCUGAUGUCCUUCAUCUUGUUCUUUGGGACCUACACCUGCUCCAUGUGUCUGAAGAAGUUCAAGACGAGCCGCUUCUUCCCCACCACAGUGAGGAAGCUCAUCAGUGACUUUGCGAUCAUCUUGACCAUUCUCCUCUUCUGCGGCGUGGACGCCUUGGUCGGUGUGGACACUCCAAAGCUCAUAGUGCCAAGUGAAUUCAAGCCCACGAGUCCACUGAGGAGCUGGUUUAUUCCUCCUUUUGGAGGGAACCCUUGGUGGGUGUACCUGGCAGCCGCACUCCCCGCUCUGCUCGUCACCAUUCUGAUAUUUAUGGAUCAGCAGAUCACCGCUGUGAUCGUCAACAGGAAAGAGCACAAACUCAAGAAAGGGGCAGGGUAUCACUUGGACCUGUUCUGGGUGGCCAUCCUGAUGAUCAUCUGCUCUUUCAUGGGCCUGCCGUGGUACGUGGCCGCCACUGUCAUCUCCAUCGCCCACAUUGACUCUCUGAAAAUGGAGACCCAGACGUCAGCCCCCGGGGAGCAGCCUAAAUUCCUGGGUGUCAGGGAGCAAAGAGUCACCGGUAUCUUUGUGUUCCUCCUCACGGGACUCUCUGUCUUCAUGGCCCCUAUCCUCAAGUUCAUUCCCAUGCCUGUGCUCUAUGGUGUGUUCCUCUAUAUGGGUGUGGCGUCACUCAACGGUGUCCAGUUCAUGGACCGUCUGCAGCUGCUCCUGAUGCCAGCCAAGCACCAGCCGGACCUGAUCUACCUGCGACACGUCCCCCAGAGGCGCAUCCACCUCUUCACCUUCAUCCAGGGCCUGUGUUUGGCCCUGCUCUGGAUCCUCAAGUCUACCGUGGCUGCCAUCGUCUUCCCCGUCAUGAUCUUGGCUUUGGUCGCAGUGCGCAAGGCCAUGGACUACGUGUUCUCCCAGCACGACCUCAGCUACCUGGAUGACGUCAUUCCAGAGAAGGACAAGAAGAAGAAAGAGGACGAGAAGAAAAAGAAAAACAAGAAAAAGGGAAGCAUCGACAGUGAAAUUGAAUUUUCUGACUACCCCUACCAUCAAAAUGUCCCCAGUAUAAAAAUCUCUAUGGAUAUGAUGGAAAAGGAGCCCAUGUUGGGGGAUAAAUCUUUGGAUAGAGAUCAAUCCCAGACUUUCCUUAACCCGCAUUCGUCGUGCUGAGCAUUACUUUGAGUCUUCCACAGUGGCUGAGUAAUCUUGACAGAGGAUCAUACAUAAAAGGUUUGCCUCAAAUUCGAAUAGGCCGGGACUCCGAGGAUAACGGUUUCUUCUGGAAGAAGGGCUCUGAAACUGAUCUGUGAAUGAAUCGUCCAAAAGUAGAGCAGAACCAACACAACCAUCCUCUUUUGUACUUUUGUACCGCUUCAUAACGGUAUUUUUUUAAUAUUAUUCCUCAUGUGAGGAUUUGAAUCAGAACGGCUGGAAGUAUUUGUCUUAAAACUGAAACACUUUGGUGGUACUGAAUUUGAAUGAAGGCUGACACAAGAUCCGUUUGACUGUUUGUCAUCUGCGUGAUUUCCUGCAGAAAACAAAAGGGCUACUUGAGGUCAUCUGUAUGCAGUUUGUAUGGGACAUUAAUAUUUUAUUAAUGUGUACACUAAUAAUUUAUUAGGCUUCCAGCUAAAGUCACAGAGGUCCAGGAUACAGUAGGUUUGUAGAAUACAUAUGGCUUGACAUCAUACACACCAGUUUUACCAAACAAUCAGUCUCUUUUCUGAUAGUACUGUUUUUAUAGAAGUUAUUUCUUAAUGUUCCUUGUAGGUUUUAAGUCAUAACUCUUUUUAAGAGUAAAACAUAGCGGAGGUACUGCAUUUGGAGGCGAGAACUGGGGAUACACACGAGAAAUCCUCCUUUUACUUGUAGUGAACAAAAGGGCUAUGAAAGGUCAUCUGUGCACAGUCAUGAGCGGACAUUAAUUUUGUAUUUAUGGGCAUAUUAUAUAGAUAUAUUAUUUAUCAAGCAUCCAUCUAAAGCUGCAUAUUCAUAAAACACAUCCAGAAGAUAAUGCAAGAAUACUAAGUUUGUUGCAUGUAAAGAAGUAAAUGGUUCAACACCAUACAGACUGGAACUCCUUUUUUUUUUUUUUAUAUAUUUAUUAUAUUUAAACUCUCAGCAAAAUAAUUUGCUGUUCGAAUCUAAAGUAUGGCUUUACCAUUUAACUUCCCCAUUUGUGCAAAUUCCUUGUGGUCUGAAUCCACUCAGCUGUCAUUUCCCUGUUUUAGGGAGUUAGACAUAUUGUACCAGUAUGUAGCUCUACCUCUUAUUUUCUAGCUGCCAGGCAUUAUAUAUUAAAAACAUCUGUUGUGCAAUUAUUUGUGAUCAAACACUGAUUUUUUUUUUUUUUUUUUUUUUUUUUUUUUAAUCAACUGGCAGUGCAUAGCAUCUUUGAAUCUUCAUGUUCAGUUCCUUUUUGUUCUCUGACACUUAAGAUAUUGUAUUUUUGUUUUUUUUCGUUUGUCUGUUAAAUAAUUAUGUAUGAUUUUACAGUGUUUUAAAGGGUAAUUCCACCAAAAUUACAUUUUAGGUUUUUCAAUCAAAAAGCAAAACGAUUCAUAAUUGUUUUAACUAUCGUGACACAUAAAGGGUAAAUAAGACAUAAAAUAGAAUUAUCUGGUAAUAAAACUUUUGUUUUUUUCUUUUUUGUUUCAUGUACAAACGUUAGUGAAGUGAUAGCCUGUCCCUCAUUUAACCCAUUUGAAUGAAUGCAGUUUAAUGUUCUCACACACCUGACCAUUAACUUAACCCCUAAAAGUCUAUUUGAGUUGAAUUUUCCUUUAAAAUGUGAUCAUAUUUAAAAGCCGAUAAUGUGAUAAAUUUUCAGUCUUUGAGUAUAUUUUUUAUUUUUAAAUGAUGUAUGUGUUUUGUUUUUUUUUUGUUUGUUUUUUUAUGAAAAUCAACAAUCACUGUGAGGCAAUGCAAUGUUGUGACUUCAAGUCCUGGAAGAACUACUGCUUUAUAGUGUACAGAGAAACAAGUGCUUCAUUU